Messenger RNA from Silurus meridionalis, 1726 nucleotides. It is a transcript of the gene ptgis, whose product is annotated as prostaglandin I2 (prostacyclin) synthase. The record is from RefSeq and is a predicted model, not a curated record. Gene Ontology annotation, biological process: prostaglandin biosynthetic process. Gene Ontology annotation, molecular function: iron ion binding; heme binding; prostaglandin-I synthase activity. NCBI's taxonomy places the organism in Eukaryota, Metazoa, Chordata, Actinopteri, Siluriformes, Siluridae.
GUUUAAAUGCGACUGUACGGCGCGUGCAAACAUUCUGACACGCAGCGCGCGAGCUGUACAGUAUGGCGUUUACACUGGUACUGGUGCUGGUCCUCGUGGGAGUUUUUUCCGCAGUGCUUUUACUUUACACUAGACGCAGGCAAAGAAACGAGCCUCCUCUGGAUAAAGGCAUGAUUCCUUGGCUUGGCCAUGCCCUUGAGUUUGGAAAAGAUGCUGCUAAGUUUUUAACACGCAUGAAAGAAAAGCAUGGAGACAUUUUUACAGUGUGUGUGGCUGGGCGUUAUGUGACUGUCCUGCUGGACUCCAAUUGCUAUGAUGCUGUGCUGGCAGACACCAAAUCCUUCGAUCUGACUCGCUAUAGCCAGCUUUUAAUGAGCAGAAUCUUCAAACUUCAAUUGCCUAAUCAUGACCCAGUAUCGGAGAGAAGCAAAAUGGACAAAUACUUUGCAGGCAAUCUGGCCCGACUCUGUAGCUCAAUGCAGAACAAUCUUCAGUUCGUGGCAUCUGUGAAUACACAGAAACCAACGGAAUGGAAAAAGGACAAACUUUUUGACUUCUGUUACAGCUUGCUUUUCAAGGCCGGAUAUCAAACCCUGUUCAGCACAGAGAAUAAUAAUAGUGCUGAAUUCACCGUGGUUUAUGAUGAGUUUCGGCAGUUUGACAAGAUUUUGCCCAAACUGGCGCGUUGUUCUGCAAAUAAAGAUGAGCUGAAAGUUGCCAGCACAGCACAAAAUCGACUAUGGGAACUGUUGUGUCCAAACUGGUUUUUCACGGAAGCAGUGGCCCAAUCCUGGAUACAGACCUACUUAGAGCACUUAGAAAAGCAGGGCUUGGACCUACAGACCCAGAGGCGAGCCCUGCUUCUCCAGCUGUGGGUUACACAGGGUAAUGCUGGCCCUGCAGCAUUUUGGAUGCUGGGCUUCUUGCUCACACACCCAAAGGCUCUGAAAGCAGUAAAUAAGGAACUGAUUAGCCUACAGCACCUCCCGCUGGACAAAAGAGAAACACCAGUAUUAAACAGCGUUCUGAGCGAGACGCUGCGCCUCAGAGCAGCUGCCCUUAUCACCAGAGAUGUGAUGCAGGACAAAAUUGUUCAUUUGAGCAGCGGCCAAGAAUAUACUCUACGGCAUGGAGAUCGCCUUUGUAUCUUCCCUUUACUCAGUCCUCAGAUGGAUCCUCAGAUCCAUUAUGAGCCAGAGAAGUUCAAGUUUGACCGCUUCUUAAAUUCUGAUGGAAAAAAGAAGAGCAAUUUCAGUAAAGAGGGAAAGCAGAUUGAUGGUAGCUUGCCAUGGGGAGCAGGGAGCAAUUUGUGCCCAGCACGUGAUUUUGCUUCUUGUACUUUAAAAAGGUUUGUGCUCAUGAUUCUUACACACUUUGACCUGGAGCUGUGUGACUGUAAUGCACGGAUGCCACAGGUGGACCCCAACCGUUAUGGUUUUGGAAUUCUCCAACCAGAUGGGGAUUUGGAAAUCCGCUAUAAACUCAAAAAACCACUUGCAUAAUGUAAAACUAGAGUCAAAACUAAUUAAAAUAAUGUAGCAUCAUUGUAUUUAAGCAUCUGAUAUUAUUAUUACUUGCUGUUUUUGUGACGUCAUUAUAUCACCUGUUCUUCUUCUUCUUCUUCUUCUUUCGGCUUCUCCCAUUUGGGGUCGCCACAGCGGAUCAUCCGUCUCCAUACCCCCAUGUACUCUACAUCUGUCUUUUUCAAACCAACUACCUGCAUGUC